AAGUCCAAGCAAGUCGUCCACACACACACCAUCCUCUUCUUCACCAUGGACAAGUCCAACCCUCCCGCUCUGCCUCUGGCCGUUGCUGCGAUUCUGGGCGUUUUUGACAAACAUGCGAGUAAAGGAGGCGACCCGACCAAACUGUCCGUCGCGGAGGCGAAGGAGCUGAUCCGGGAACAGAUGGGCCCCAUGUGUGAGGAGGCAAAAAACCAGCCGGACGUGACCCAGAUUCUGCAGAGCAUGGACUUCGACGGCGACGGCGAGAUGGACAUCAUGGAGUUCAUGACGUUCCUGACGUGUUACGCCUGCGCCUGCUACGGGAAAGUCUGCGAGAUGAAAGGAAGGAGGAAGUGAACCAAGGGACCACGCGUCGUUUGGGGUCAGCUUUUCUGCGGUGUUUCAAAUAAAAAGAAUAAAA
This is a messenger RNA of Boleophthalmus pectinirostris (great blue-spotted mudskipper), 418 nucleotides long. Its product is annotated as protein S100-B-like. The record is from RefSeq and is a predicted model, not a curated record. The coding region runs from base 46 to 354 and encodes 102 amino acids. NCBI's taxonomy places the organism in Eukaryota, Metazoa, Chordata, Actinopteri, Gobiiformes, Gobiidae. The transcript is spliced from 2 exons. Gene Ontology annotation, molecular function: calcium ion binding.